GUACGGGCACUGCAAAGUUUACACCAAAAAGAAAAGAGAAAAGAAAACUACCGUACACGUUCAAUGUUAUUAAGAUCAAGGAUAGGAUCAUGUGAUUUUCUAGUCCACUCUCACUCAUCCCUCUCCCCAUCCCUAUCCUUUAACAAAAUCUUCCCAUUUUAAGAUCGAGGAUGGAAGCUGCAGUAGUCCGUGGUCCACCAUUGAUAAACGUCGCCGCUGUCUGCGGUUCCCUUCGCAAAGGCUCUUACAACCGCGGCCUCCUUCGAGCUGCAAUGGAGAUAUCUAAGGAGUCAGUUAAGGGUUUGAACAUAGAGUAUGUGGACAUAUCGCCAUUGCCAUUUCUAAAUACGGACUUGGAGGUUGAUGGGACAUAUCCUGCAGAAGUUGAGGCUUUUAGGGAAAAGAUUCAACAAGCUGAUUGCUAUCUCUUUGCUUCUCCAGAGUAUAAUUACUCUGUUACUGGACCUCUGAAAAAUGCAGUUGACUGGGCAUCUAGACCUCCAAAUGUUUGGGCCGAUAAAGCAGCUGCAAUUGUUAGUGCUGGAGGAAGUUUUGGUGGGGGACGAUCGCAGUAUCAUCUCCGGCAGAGCGGAGUUUACCUUGACCUUCACUUCAUCAACAAACCUGAGUUUUUCCUUAAUGCAUUUGAAAAGCCUGCAAAGUUUGAUAGUGAAGGCAAUUUGCUUGAUGCUGCUGCUAAAGAGAGGUUAAAGGAGGUUCUUUUAUCCCUGCAAAGGUUUGCAUUACGACUUCGAGGAGAAUCUGAAUGAUAUGUGAGGCUCAUAUUGUUUGCUUUGAUCAUCCCUGUAAUACCUGUCCAAUCGUAUCUUUGGUGCUAAACCUUAUGCAAUUCAGUGGAUGCUUUCUUAUACUUUGGAACUGUUUAUGACUUUGAUGUGUAGACGUCUCAACCAAAAAUUGAUCCUUCGAAGAGCAUAUUGAUGUCCUGUUCUGAAAGUCUUGUCAGAUUAAUAAUGGAAAUGAAUGCUUUAGUACAUGAUUAGGCAUAUUAUAAUGAACUACUGUCUGUACUCAAACUGCUUUCCCUUAAUUUGAUGGUUCUUUCACUA
This is a messenger RNA of Coffea eugenioides, 1070 nucleotides long. RefSeq names its product NAD(P)H:quinone oxidoreductase-like. Gene Ontology annotation, cellular component: cytosol. The transcript is spliced from 3 exons. Bases 171 to 770 code for a protein of 199 amino acids. Lineage: Eukaryota; Viridiplantae; Streptophyta; Magnoliopsida; Gentianales; Rubiaceae. The record is from RefSeq and is a predicted model, not a curated record. Gene Ontology annotation, molecular function: oxidoreductase activity; FMN binding.